Oryza brachyantha (malo sina) is the source of this 1257-nucleotide messenger RNA. RefSeq lists its product as uncharacterized. The transcript has 3 exons. The record is from RefSeq and is a predicted model, not a curated record. Bases 186 to 902 code for a protein of 238 amino acids. Lineage: Eukaryota; Viridiplantae; Streptophyta; Magnoliopsida; Poales; Poaceae.
CCAUUUACACCAACAAAGGAAGCAAACCUACCCGUGCACACCGACUCAUCGUCUUCGUCGCCGCCUCCUCCUGCUCCUCCUCCCCGUAGUCGUAGGAGAACGGCGAGGUCGCCGGCGGCAGCGGCAAUCCACUCAAUCAAUCAACUCCCAAGAAAUCUAAACAAUUUUGAUAGAAGGGGAGAAUCAUGGCUACCAAUGAAUUAUCAAUCAAGCUCUUGAUUGAUACCAAGGCUCACAAAGUCUGCUUUGCCGAGGCUGGUAGUGAUGUCGUAGAGUUCCUCUCCACCCUCCUUUGUCUGCCAAUGAGCACCAUCAUCAGCUUGCUCACCAAGGAGCGUAUGGUUGGCAGCAUGGGGAAUGUGCUUGAUAGUGUGGAGAAGCUGGAUGCCAAGUAUGUCAUCUCAAGCCAGAGCAAGGAACGCUACCUCAGCCCGACGGUUGCCCCAACCUCUCUCUGUCCAUUGCAGGAGCUGCUCGAUUCAGAGUUAAAUGCCAACGUCGGCUUCUUCACAUGUGAAGGAAGAGCGACUAGCAGCAGCUACACUCAGGCUCGCUUUCCCUGUGGGUAUUUUUCUGUAAACAAAGGCAGCGUAUGCCCUACUUGCUUCACUCAAAUGAACACGGCGAUUACACAUGUCAAAACCGUUGGGUUUGCUGUUGGGACAGCCACAUACACUGUCAAGGAUGAUCUCUCAAUGACUCCAGCGUCCAGCGUGUCAAGCAUCAGCCUUCUUGCACAGUGCGGUGUCAAGGACUUGAGCACGCUGCAGGAAAGGACUGUGAAUAUUCACAAGGGAGAGGCACUGGAGAUACUCCUUGCUUCCCUGAAGUCCAAGACCGUGCUUACUGAUGUGUUUCUUCAGAAGAGAAAAGUUGGUUGUAAGAAGGAGCCCUCUGCUUAGUUAUGGAGCCUGAGCAGUUUUACCAGGCAUCACAUGUGAAAAUCACCACCACUUGUUAACUGUUAUUAUUCUGAGAGUAGAUUUCUGUAGGUCUUUAGCGUAAAACAUCACUUUGCAUUGCUUAUUUCAUCCAUUUAGUAAAACUAGUCCUCAAAACAGUUGGCCUAUACUAGUUUGGUGCUCUCUCCAUUGCAUAAUACAAGAUCUAGUUGGCCUAAAGACGGACGGAGUAUUAACGUUGGCAGAACAAUUCGAUCGUUGGUUUAGACUUUAGAGUUAUAUUAUCAGUAGGAAGAAUAUUUUAUUACAAGUAGUUAAUAUGAUAAUAUAAAGAAGUUUUUAUUUAUUGGUUUAU